Ascochyta rabiei is the source of this 1224-nucleotide messenger RNA. RefSeq names its product Mannose-6-phosphate isomerase. The transcript has 3 exons. The coding region runs from base 1 to 1224 and encodes 407 amino acids. Gene Ontology annotation, biological process: carbohydrate metabolic process; GDP-mannose biosynthetic process. Gene Ontology annotation, molecular function: zinc ion binding; mannose-6-phosphate isomerase activity. The record is from RefSeq and is a predicted model, not a curated record. Gene Ontology annotation, cellular component: cytosol. Lineage: Eukaryota; Fungi; Ascomycota; Dothideomycetes; Pleosporales; Didymellaceae.
AUGGUCAACAAGGUCAUUCAAUUGUCUUGCGGGUGUAACGAAUACCCCUGGGGCCGCUCUGGUCGCGAAUCGAUUGCAGCAACACUCUGUGAGAAGACGCCAGGCAAUGGCUUCAAGCUUGACGAGAGCAAGCCUUACGCUGAAAUGUGGAUGGGCACAUACCCAACAUUACCGUCAUACGUUCUCGAGACCAAGGAAAACCUCCAAGACGUCCUCGACAAGCACUCAGACGAGCUUAUUGGACAGCAAGUCAUAAAGAAGUUCGGUCACACAAAGCUACCUUAUCUGCCCAAGGUCUUGUCGAUAGCAAAGGCAUUGCCCCUGCAGCUACACCCAAAUAAGGACCUCGCUGCAAAGCUACACGCAAAAGACCCCGAACAGUUUACCGAUGCCAACCACAAGCCUGAGAUCGCACUGGCGCUCGGACCUUUCGAGGCCUUCGUCGGCUUCAAGCCAUUGGCGGAUAUCCAGAAGCUGAUGGAGCUCGAGCCUCUUCAAAAGUUCCUUCCAGAGACUAAGAAGCCAGUCUUCGACGACCAGAUUCUCAAGCAUGUUGUCGAGACUAUGCUCAAAGCAUCCGAGGAGGACGUGCGCAAGACGAACGACGCCCUUCGGAAGCUCCCCAAAGAGAAAUUCGGCACGGCAACCUACAUCCCAGAGCUCAUCCCCCGUCUUUCGGAGCAGUACGACAAGGCUGACAAUGGUACUCUUGUCGCGCUCGCCACUAUGAACUACAUGCAACUCAACGAGGGCGACAGUAUCUACAUUCCAGCUGACGGCAUUCACGCAUACUUAUCUGGCAACAUCAUCGAGUGCAUGGCACGAUCCGACAAUGUUCUCAACACCGGCUUCUGCCCUCGCGCUGAUCGCAACAAUGUCGACACAUUUAUCGGCUGUCUGACGUUCAACCCACACGACACCAGCGAAGCACUCCUCAAGCCACGGAUGUUCGAUGGCAGCAAGAACGGCAACACCCAGAUCUACGCACCACCAAUGAGCGAGUUCAACAUGCUCGUGACUACUCUUGGUGAUGGUGAGAGCGACACAGUCCGUGCGAUCAACGGCCCCAGCGUCAUGAUCUUGACCGAGGGCGAGGGUACGCUGAAAGCAGAUGGCAAGGAACACAAGUUGAGCGAGGGCUACAUCUUCUUCAUUGGUCAGGGAACCGAGUUGGAGUUUUCGGCUACUAAGAAGCUGAAGGCAUUCACGGCUCAUGCCGAGUAA